Messenger RNA from Fusarium subglutinans, 477 nucleotides. Its product is annotated as dual specificity phosphatase. The record is from RefSeq and is a predicted model, not a curated record. Gene Ontology annotation, molecular function: JUN kinase phosphatase activity. The coding region runs from base 1 to 477 and encodes 158 amino acids. The transcript has a single exon. Gene Ontology annotation, cellular component: cytoplasm. Gene Ontology annotation, biological process: regulation of MAP kinase activity; protein dephosphorylation. NCBI's taxonomy places the organism in Eukaryota, Fungi, Ascomycota, Sordariomycetes, Hypocreales, Nectriaceae.
AUGGACAUUCUGUGCUUAUUAGACGACAUCUGCGACUUUAUCGACCUACAACUAGAUCGUCAAGGCUCACUACGCUCGCCAUCUUCUAUCACAUCAGAAGAAUUCGACCUUGACACGGCUUCAACCAUCGACAGCGAUGAGUCGGCGCGAGAGUCGAAUGUAUUGAUCCAUUGUCGCUUUGGGAUGUCCCGAUCAGCAUCCGUCGCAAUAGCAUAUCUAAUGCGGCAACGACAACUGGGUUUGGACGUCAUUAUCGCAGAAGUUAGGGCAAGGCGAAAGGUGAAACCACGAGAGAACUUUAUGGACCAACUCCAAGUUUGGCAGGCUGUCGAAUAUCAAGUAUGGGAGGACAACCAGAAACGAAUGCCCAAGGCACCCUAUCAGAGUUACCUUGAUGGCCGAGCUGCAAGACUGGCGGCAAAGGGAUUAACGGGUAACGAGCCCAUAGUCCCGCUCUGUGACUGGGACGAAUAUUGA